Molecule: messenger RNA, 5486 nt
Organism: Closterium sp. NIES-67
Lineage: Eukaryota; Viridiplantae; Streptophyta; Zygnematophyceae; Desmidiales; Closteriaceae
Source: the annotation of a GenBank genome assembly
AAACCAGCAGACCCUUCAGGAGUUGCUGGGCUAGGCACUGCUGUAACAACUUCAAGCAAGAAGAUUCUUACCGUAUUGGCCCGAAGCUCGUCCACACGAGCAAGACCGCAGGCAAUUAGUUUCAGAAUUCAUGAGACAUCGUUGCCACUUCAUUGACCAUCCCUCACCGAUCUGUUCGCGUCAGAAUCCCCACGUCGCUGAUGAGUGUGCGACACUUUUUUCCUAGUAGUUCAGUCCUACAAGAAUCUUUCUUUCAUAUUCUUGUCACGCUUCGUCACUAGGCUAACGGCCACAACCUCACUCUGUUACCGCUCGCGUUUAUCCGUUUCCGUUGCUGGAAAAUAGUCAGGACCAGUAACCUACGUGGUGAGACUCUCACCAGACGAGCUAGCUAUAGUCCGGUGAAUUGGGACCUCAAAAGCAUUCGGGCAGUCAGAUGUUUCUCUGCAAGGAACCUGGAGAUCCCCGAUAGCCGCAGUCACGCGGUGCAUCAGCUAGCCGCUGCCGCGCGAUGUUUCCCUCCACUUCCCCCAUGACGGAGGACGCAGGGAUCACACCCAACGAGGAGUUUAAGUCCACGCAUACGUUACAUGGGUCCGUCGCCGCGGCGUUUGGAAUCCCGGAGGGUAACGAUAGACGAGGCGGGGUGGGAGCUCAUGGGGGUGGCGAGGGGAGCGGGUUGCGCGGCGGCGGGGAAGGCGACGAGUGGGUGUGGGCGGAGCAUGGGGGUGACGGAAUCGAGGGCGCAGGCAGUUGGGCGGACGUGUGGGCUCUGAUCGAUGGGUCGGGGGGGGUAAUGGGGCACGUCAAGGCGGACAGUGAGAGCACCGCGGCGGCAACUGCAGAAGCGGCGUUUGGAGGUUCCAGGGAGCAUCUUUCCGAGGCAGCAGCGGCGGAGCAGAUUCCUUUCAGCAUGAAAGCGCCGGGAUUCGAUGCCAUGGAGCGGGUGGUGUCUUGGUCGGAUCUCAUAGCCAGUUUCAACGCCGUUAGGCCGGACGGACCAGAGGGGCCGCCCACGAACACCGGGCUCUCUGCGGCGGAGCAAGCGGCAGAUGCCUCAGGCCGGGUUGGACCCAAUGACGGUUCCGCAAAUGUCGCCGCCGCGACGGGAGUGCCAGCGGGAAUUGCGGAGGAGCAGGUGUGCGGGGAGUUUGGCUGGUGGGCGAACGGCGUUUGCCGCAUGGACGUUGCAACGGCUGCUGUGGCGGCCGAGCAGGAGACGCCGACAGAGACGCAGGGGACAGUCGCAGGUGGCGGUGGUACCGCUGUAGUUCCUGCGACCACGCAGUGUAGAAUCAGCCGCGACGGCGGAGGAACAGCGGGGGAGCUGCGAUGGUCAGCGGGGGAGCCUGCUGGGCACAGCGCAGCGGGCAGCCACAGCGCCAUUGCCGUCGCGCCCUCCACGCCCAGCCCCCCCACCCUCCCCGACCUCGCCUCUUCCACCACCACUGGCGGCACCGCCACUCCUUCCUCGCAGCGGUGCGCCGCGCCGUGGGGAAGGGCAGAGGGGAGGGCGAGAGAUCGGGAGGUUGGGGGAAGAGGCGGGGCGGGCGGAGGACGAGAGCGCGAGACGGCUGGGUGCGGCGUGGAAGACAGCGGAAGAGAAAGGGGAACGCGGGCAGGCGCGGAAGCACUAGUAGGAGUAGUUGGGGGGUUUAGGGAUGUUGCGCCUAAAGGCGCAGACGAUCCGUGCGCGAUGGAGACGGCGACGGGCGAAGUGCAAGGUCCCGGGGGAGAGGGGAGGGACGCGCGGAGCGCGGAGUGUAGGCGAGCGGGGCUCGGGGAUCGCGAUAGCGACGCGCGUCCGCACAUGCAGCAGGCGCUCGCAGCGGGGAAGGCUAGCUCGCUGGAAGAAGCAGAGGAGGGGACGGGGAUGGGCGAGAGGAAAGGGGAGGAGGGGGAGGAGGUGGAGGAGGAGGAGGAGGAGGAGGAGGAGGAGGAGGAGGAGGAGGAGGAGCAGGAGGAGGAGGGGGGAGGGAGUUUAGAGCGGAGAGCGGGGCGGAUGCGGACGUGGACUGCUUGGAAAUGGACGUCGCCCAUGGUCAUCGACUGCAGCACAGCAGGCGAGGCGGCGCCCACAUUCACGGUGCUGCACGCACGCGGUGCAUGUGCGGAUGAACAUGCCCUGGCGCGGCAAGAGCAGGCGGAGAAGGCGGAGCAGGCGGAGCAGAAGGAGCAGAGCGAGGUAGUGGACGGCCAGCCCCAUGCGCCGUUCCUGCCCGCGCCUGCUCUCCCCUCGCCGCCCACCCACACGCGCUUCUCUCCGCGCCUCGCCUACCCAUUCCCGCACGCCAUGCGCCCACUGAACCUCAAACUGCCGCCUCUCCACCACACCGCCCCCGCCCUACCCGCCUCGCGGUCCUCCUGCCGGCCGCCCUCGUCCCCAUCCGCCCCUCGUGUCGCCGGCCUCGCUCGAACCAUCUCUGCCUCCUUCCCCACCGCCGCCGCCGCCACCACCUCUUCCUCCCUCUCCCCGCGCUCCCUCUCGCACCACUUUCUUGGUUCUCACGUGCGUUCUCCUCACUCCCCCGCGCCCCCGCCCCACACACCAGCAGCGGCAAGGGCUCCUCCAGCAGGCGAUGGGGGCGAGGGCGAGAGCGGGCGGGCGCAGGCAGCGCUGCUGCCCAAGAAGCGGUCCCUGUCGUGGGCGGGGGGGGAGGUGAGAGGCGCGUGGGAGAUGGAGAGCACCACGGCCACAGCCCUCCGUGCGCACGAGCCUCUCACCCCCGCGCACCCUGCUGGAAUCAGCCGCAACGGCUCUCCUCCGCUUGCCACCCUUUCCAAUGGCAAUCCGCCUCCAGGUGUUGCAGCAGCGGGUGCGGCGCUUGAAAGCACCUGCGCUGUGGAUGUUGCUGGUGGGGCGCUGAAAACGGCUGGCAGCAGCAUGAAGAGUAGUGGCGAGGGGCAGCGCAGGGACGACGGCAGUAGCAGGCCUGCUCAGCUGUGGAGUAGAGGGCUGCAGCGCCUCGCAAGGCUGCAGCUGCAGCACCGCGUGCUGCUGAUGAAGCAGCAGCAGGCCGUGCAGCAGCGGCAAGGGGCGGAUGCGUGCAUGGACCGCACGCUGCAGCAGGCGCAGCCACAGCAGGAGACGAAGGUUCAGGUAGUGAGACAGGAAUCACAGACAGGGGUGCAGCAGGAGGUGAAUGGUGAUGCGGCGAAUGAGGCAAAACGGAAGGAGCGCUUGGAGCUAGCUCUUCAGAUCAAACAGGCGUGGACGGAGCAGCAGCACCAGCAGCAGGCAGGGUACAGAGCACAGGUGGUAAGCAGCAGUGAUGCUUUGGGGUUGGGUGCUGCUGCAACCCCUGCUGCUGACCCACACGCCUUCAUUCCCACUCUCGCUCAAGCCACUCCCAUGGAGCAGCAAGUCGGGGCGAAUGGAGAGUGGGAGUCACUGGUGGAGAGCAUGCUGCUGCGCCACAAAAGCACCCAACGGACCAGCACCUCUAAUCUGCCGUUUGCCGCGGGGGCAAGGAGGGCCAUUCUGAACGCGGUGCUGUACGGUACAGGCUAUGCAGGGCGCGCAGCAUUGGGAAUGGAGCAGCAUGGCAUGGUGCCUGGGACUCUACCGGCAGCCUCUGUAGCGGCAUGUGGCACGUCGGGUGUAGAUGGAGUGGUUGCUGCGCCAGGGGCGGCCACAUCUGCAGCAGCAGGUGUGAGGUCUCAAGCUGUUGCAGCCCUGGAAGCUCCGACCACGAACGGGGGGCGGCAAGGGGAGAGCACCGCCCAUGUGCCGCGCUUCCCCCCAAAACCCCUGUGCCUCGUCUCCCCUCGCUUCCACACUCCCUCCUCACAUUCCCCUCUCAUCUCCCCACUCUCCUACACGCCGAGAGGGAGGCCGGGCAGCGGUGGGUGGGGCGGCAGUGGGGGCGACGGAGAGGGAGGAAGGCAUGGGCGGUGGGAGGUGGAGCGGACAGGGGGGUCGCCUGGGGACGCAGCAAGGCAGGCGAAGAUGGCGGUGGCGGCUCAGCAGGACAGGCUGCACGGGGGGGGUCCACACGGGGACGGCGACAGAGGGAGGUCCGGCGCGUGGCCCGGGUGGCAGGGCGCUGGGGCACAGGGAGCGAGGCGCGGGAAGCAGGACAAUUCACUGGGCAGCGCUGUGAGUGGUGGUGGCGAGGGGGGGAGAGGCGUGGUGACGGAGGGCAGAGAGGGUGCGUGGGGAGAGACACUGGGCUCAGGGGAAGCUGUGGUGGGUGCUAUGGCGUGCUCUGGUCGUGUGCGGAGUGCUCCACUGAGCCGGCAGAGCAGCUGGGGCUGUAGUGGCGGCAGAGCUAGCGCUGCUGUGAUCGGAUCUUCUCCCUCUCCCAAGGAAGCCCAUGCCGGCUUCGACCCCUUCCCCGUGCGCCACGCGUUACGCCAUUCUGCUACUGCAGGUGCCGCUGGCAUUCAGGGCGGCAGGGUGCUGGCUCGAGUGCAGUCGCUGGCAGCAGGGGGGGGAGCAGCAGAGGCAGCAAGCACGGCAGUCAAGGCAGGGCGUGGGGGAGAUGUGGGGAUAGGAAAGUGUGCACCAGCGUCAGCACCAGCGUUAGCAGCAGCAGCAUUGUCUUCAGUGUCCGCUGCAGCAUACUCCAUCCAGUCGUCUGGGCUGCUAGCACAGCACAUGCAGCGACAGCAGCGGCGGCAGCAGCAGAUGGAGCUGAUGGGGCAGAUGGGGCACGUGGGGCAGAUGGGGCAGAUGGGGCAGGAGCACAUGGGUGGAGUGCAGGGGAAGAGGCACAUGGCGGAAGGGGUGCACGCGGCUGGCAAGUACAGAGCGUUGGGGGACACUGGAGGGUGGGGUUGUGAGGAGGACAAGGGGCAGUCCAAGGAGAAAUCUCUUCUUGAGGCGCAGCUGGAGGAGCUCAUGAGCGAGGCCCACAGCACCUCUGCCCACGCUCUCUCCUGUGCCCCCUCCACGGCGCCUGCCCCACACGUGCUCUCCUCCGCUGCCAUCUCGCUGCUGCUCAACAACGCCCUCGCGCCCCUGCCUGGGCCUGCCACCACACCUUCGUCCCAGGCCCCCACCAUGCACGGGGCCACUGUGCCACCAGCACAGGGGGGCCGCCCGUGACUCGUGACUGCCAUUUGCAGUCGCCGCAGGGACAUGCAGCAGCAACAUCCCUGAGAGUGCCGCACGCGCUUUCCUUCUGCAGCGAAGGAGUGAAGGGGCUGGACACACACGAGCUAAGAUGUUUUGAAGCAUGGUGGCAAGGCAAGGCAUGGCCGCUGCUACCGAGGGCUUUUGCACAUGCAAAGUGAGCAUGGCUGCUACAUUGCAGCAGGUUGUGUAUUUAUUCGAUUGUUGAGAGGCAGCCAUGGUAUUUAUUCUGUGCUGCGCACCGGCUGUGUUGCUCCAGAUGACACGGAUGAGAAAACGUGAGCCACUGAUUGCAGGGGGCGAUGAGUUGAUGCGACAAGAGCACUUUGUUUGUUACAUGUUUGUCAAGUAAUGAGUGUCAACUUAUACAUAUUAGCUAUGUAAAAGUUAUAGGCUAGAUUCAGGUAUG